CAUGAGAUGAAAGACAAGCAAUCAACAAGUGUCCAGCGUACAUUGAAAUACUUUCAAAUUAUCCCAGGAUGCACCUCAUGAAGUUGGUUGGUUGGAGAGAAUGAGAGACUGAGUACAAUGAUAUAACAGGACUUGUCAAUCAUGUGGAAUUGGAAUGGAAUUUCUUAGGAUUAAGCAUCUGGCAGAGGUGCCUGGAACACAAAGAGAGUGAGCAGCUGUCUAACUAAUCACUAAAGCCUUCAUAAUUCCCUUAUUACCCAUAAUGCAACGCAGGCAAAGCCUAUAGUUCAAAAACUUCUAACCGAGAAGCUCAGCAUACCUAAACGCAACCUGAUCUCAUGACGAAAACGGACCUGUGGGAACUUUUUCGCAAGACGUCACGUCCACUAAGUGGCGCUAAAGAGUGUUCUCUUUUUUUUUCCCCUGGGACAGAUGAGCAUACAUAUGGUACGUUUUAUGGACAUUGAUUUUGUAUGUGUCAACACAGUUCUGAUUUGAAAUGUCCACUGGGAGGCGCUAUAACUCUAAUGCUUAGUGAUGUUUUAAAAUAACGUACCAUCUGCACCUAAACCUACCUGAUAAUAACAGUGAAUGUGAUGUAAAAAACGAUCGCAAGCAUGCAGUUUUAGCCUGUUUUUCAAUCUCUCACCUUUCAGCUAUUUCACCGUGAGUCAUGUUUUUCACAGGAUUCGUACCCAAGGAUUCCACAUUCUUAGUCCAAUUCUGUGCAGGCCAAGCUACCGAGUAAACUUGUUAUGUAUGGAAAGCGAAACAUAUGGAGCUGUAAUCAUAACUGUGUACACAAACGAUUACAAGUGCUCGCUGUUUUACCACCUAUAGUGUUCAUUUCUGUUGGAAAAUGCAGAGAUAUGUACUUAUUCGUAGUGUUUCGCGUCUUGCGAAAAAGUUCCCACAGCUAUGUUUUCAUCAUAAGAUCAGGUAAAUGUCUUGAUACAGUCUUCUCUGCUACCAUAUGUGUUAAUUAAAAGAAGGGUGACCAUACUUCCUCUUUGUCCUGAACAUGUCCUGACCAGGACUUCUAAAUUGUCUGCAUUUUCACUUUGUAUCCGUAUUGACGUCAAGUGUAUUCGACUUGCACAGAAUGAUCAGUCUAUGGCUUCAAAGUACCACAAGAGCGAUUCGAAAGCAUAAGGAGCCGUCUGUUGCAAAACCCAGCAAUUUAGAAAUCCUGGCCAGACAGGACAUGUCAGGGAAAAUGAGUAAGUAUGGUCACCCUAUUAAAAGGAUUUUCUCAGCUACAAGCCUUAUGCUCAUUAGACAAUAUCAAAAUAGUUCACCAUGACCACCAGAGCCAAACAAAACCCCUAACAGGAAGAACAGACACUGUUAUAUUUAGAACGCCACUCAGGUCCAACAGCAUUCUGGACUGAAGGGUCAAAACAGGGAGACUAGAGAGCACAAACACACUUAUAAAGUGCCUGAACACAUAAAUCAGUUGUAUCUGCAAUUAAACGCACGAAAAAAAAACAUCAGAUGUAAAACUGUGUAUCAUAAAUAGUAUUUAUAGAUUUUGCUGUAAAUGGAGAGAGCAUGAUCCUGCAAAAGAUCUUCAAGCAUGCAAUGAAGUGGAGUCUGGUUUUGUUGACGAAAUAUAAAAAGUGCUGCAUAACUAAUGCAUCUAUUUUAGACCCUGUGUGUUUAAAUAUAUCCAGUCAUGCACAACGAGGCACAUGCCAAGGUCCCUAAAAGGCCAAUUACCUGUGUUAAAAUGCGAGAAUCCAAAGGAGUUGUAAGGUGAGCACAGGAAUUGGCAGUACAAACAGUGAGCCUACGAAAUCACUUCCUUGAGACACAAGUAGGACGCACACACGCCCCUCUAUGAUUCACCAUGACCGGUUGCAGUUACACUUGAGUGCAAGUGUAUUCACAAGUAUCUCCAGUUACCCAUUACCUCGUAGAUGUGUUGUAUUGCAAAUGCUCUAGACAGUAGAGAAACCAGUGUGAUCAUGAGCAGAGGGUGUGAGAAUGUAACCAGAAGCUCUAUCAUAAUCACCCCUCGUUCUUAUAUUUAAUACCCCACCGCAAUCUGGCCUGAUGCUGCCCCAUCCCAACUCUGAGCCAGCAGCUAUUCAGGGAGGAUGAGGGGUAUGAUGUUCACGAGGUUGGGAUGUGUCCUUUUCGCUGUGGAUCGCAAGUACUAUAAGUCUAUAAAUCAACCUCACUCGCCAGUAAUCCAGCCAACAUAAACAAGUCAAUUUCUGUAGUCUCCUGUUAAUCAAACUUGUAGACUGUAAACAAUCUUUAUUUCUUUGUCUUUGUGUCUUCCUGACAAACAAUCUCCCAAUGGUUCUCAUUGUCCUCUAGGCAUUCUAUCAAUCCUCUCUCUUUCUCUUUUCUGGCUAGACUGUCCUGGCUGUCCCUCUGAUCAACUUUGAGUUUCUAUUCCUGUCACCUUGGUGAGAUAUGGCUUCUAGUGGCGACAGACAAAAAUCCACAGUGCUGACUAACUACUUUAUUUAUCAAGAGAUGACCUCAGAUCUGGAUAUCAUAAUAAACCCCCACCCUGAUCCCUCCCGCUCUCUGUGUUCUCAACUAGCUAAAUGAAAAGGGCAACUAGCUCAAAGUUGUUCUUACCUCUCGUGGCCCCAAAAUGCCUGCCCAUCAUUUCCCCUCCCUUCUAGAGAUCUGGUAGAAAACACGUGCCUAUCUUGUCAAGGCAAAAGGUUUGGAGGCUGCCCACUGGGUGGAGGAGAAAUGGUUGACCCUCCCCUUGCACUCCCAAAGCUUAUGCAUUUGAUGCCUGCAGAAGUCAUGGGCCACAUCCCAACAGACGCGGCUGGUGUACUGACCCUUUUCUCUUCUUUGGUCUUCUUCAAUCUUGAGAAGUUUGGGAGCAGCAAGUCGACCUAACCACCUCUGCCUCCUAACCCUUCUUUCGUUCUUCUUCCUUUGGUGCUUUGCCUUUCAUUCGUUGAGUCCUAACUCACCUGUUCCUGGUCUUCCUUAUCUCUCUUCCUUCCUCUCCUAGCGAUGAAUUACUACCUGAUGCUCAGCAACAGCCAUGGAGAAGGUGUUCUGUCUCGGUACCAGAGCUUGCGUCUGGAGGGUCGCAUGUGUGAUGUUGUUCUGGAGGCAGAAGGUGUGGAGUUCCCUGCUCAUCGCACUUUGCUAGCCUGUUCCAGCGACUACUUCUGGUCCGUGUUUCAGGACUACACCCUGGAAUCCCGUGCCCGCACUAUCAGCUUGCCAGCCCUGUCAUCUCUAGGCCUGGAGCAGAUACUGGACUUCAUCUACACCUCAUGGAUCUCACUGUCACCCUCCACUCUAGAGGUCACACUACAGGCUGCCUGCUAUCUACAGAUCAGCCAUGCUGUGGAUCUUUGCACUCAGUACAUCUCCGAAAGCAUUGCUCCUGACAACUGCUGCUUUUUUGCUAACAUAGCAGCUCGCUAUGGCCUUUCUGAAGCAUUCGAUGACAGCAACUGUUUUAUUAGCAGUAACAUGCGCAGAAUACUUGCAUCUGAUGAAUACAAGGCUGAGCUAAUGGAGUUAAAUUUUGAUUCUCUGCAAGAGGUGCUUGUAGCUGAGGAGAUACCAGGAGUGAAGGAGAUAGACCUUCUGCUGCUGGUUUUGGACUGGUUAGAGUGCAACCCACAAUCUGCCCUGGAAAGCAAUGCAUUGCUCAGUCGGAUCCGAUUUGGUUUGAUUCCACCUAAAGAGCUCUCUCAACUUAGUGCUCUUAAACCUGCUCUACGUACACCCUUCAUCCGCAGCCUAGUGCAGAAAGCACUUAACUACCACCUUCAGGGUCCCCUACAACCUCUACUACAAAGUGUCCACACCAGCCUAAGAACCACAAAGAGCAAGAUUCUUCUGGUGGGAGGAGGACCAGAUGCAAACAGACCCAAGAAUCAGAUCCUUACCUACGAACCUCGGAAUAAGAAAUUCCAGCCACUCUCAACACCCCUGCCAAACAAGCUACAGCACCAGGGAGUAUGCGUUAUUGGCAACUUCCUAUUUGUACUAGGUGGUGAGGUGGUGCGGGUGGAUGAGGUGAAUGAGAAGAGUGCUGUAAUGACUGUUACUGACCAGGUGUGGCGCUAUGACCCACGGUUUGAGCAGUGGGAGGAGAUGGAACCACUCUUGCAGAAGAGGGCACAGUUUGCCUGCUGUGUGGUGGAAGGUGUUAUUUUUGCUAUCGGUGGACGGGGCCAGAAGGGUGAGCCUGCUUUGUCAUCUGUGGAAAGGUACAAUAUGAGUGAAGGGUGCUGGCGCAGUGGGGUAUCAUUACCGUAUUCAGUUCACGGGCAUGCCUGUGCCACUAUUGGAACAGGAAUCUACAUCUCCGGCGGCAUCCACGUCAACAACCCAGAGAGUAGCAAAGAACUGCUGUUUCUGAAUGCCAUUAAGGGGUAUGCCUGGCAGAGACGUUCUAACAUGUCCAUUGCCAGAUUUGGCCACCAGAUGGCAGCAGUGAGGGGAAGAAUUUACAGCUUUCUGGGAAUGUAUGAGCCCUUCUGUGACAUUGAACGCUACAGUCCUGAGCAAGACCUGUGGACCCGUCUAAAGCCCCUACUGAAUGACCGCUUCUGCUACGGUUUGACCACAACAGGAGGCAGGCGUGUGCUUAUGUUUGGAGGCAGAAAAUGGCAGGAAGGACAGGAGGUGUGUACAACAAAUGUGCUGGAGUAUGACACAGAAUAUGAUGCCUGGAGAGAAGUGUGUAAACUACCAGGGCCCUUGUGUGGGACUCAGUGUGUCAUAAUGACUCUUCAAGACCCUCCGGAGACCUAAAAGUCAAUUACAAACACCAUCCCACAUACACACAAGCAAACAGAUGCCUGUCAUGGGGCAGAGAGAGUUGAAGGACAGGGGUUAUCUUUGUGUCAUGGAUACAUGGAUUGUAAAGUGGCAGGAAAAACAGGAUAUAGAGAACCUUGGUGGGGGUAAAAUGCUAUUAAGUGUGUUUUACAGCAAGCGGUAAGGAGCUCCUUAAACUAGGUCACUAUGAAUAGGGUAGAGAAUGUCAUGACAUUGAUAGAUGACUUGUCAUAAAGACGUUGUCCUGAAAAAUGGCAUAGAUCCCUCUAAGGACACUGGAGAAAAGGACAGAACUAAGGAUGGAAUUUCAGACCACUGGACACUUUGGCCAUUGCAUCUUGAAAGGUGUUAAGAAAGGACAGCCAAACAAGCAAAAAAGCAAUUUAGACAAGGACAAAUUUAAAAAAAUUAUAAAGUGUACUGCUUGAUGUCCAGUUUGGACAAGAUUUGACUAUUUGGCACUGCAUGAAGAUCAAAGGUGACAAUCAUAAUGUCUUAUGACAGAGAGACAGCUGCCAUGAAUGUUGGAUACAGACUGUGAAAGGAGGCUACACUCACAGACGCUGAGCGAGAAAGCCAAAUUAGACCAUUCAUUUGGAAGGGUACAUGGGAAGUCGAAAUGGGCAAGGACAUGUAUCAAGAUCACAGUGUGUGUGGGAUACAGACAAGAGAUUUUUAGUGAGGAAUGACAAACAAAACUGCUAAGUCACACAUCUGACAACUCAAAAUGUAGGCCAUGCAUGGAAAUCUAGAACCUUAUCACAGAUAAUAUAGUGUGAUUAGAAUACAAAUACUUAAAGUGAACUGCAAAUACAGCAGUUGAGCAGAAAUCUUGUUAAACUGUGAGAUGCACAUAAGUAGCAGUAAUUUUAGACCUAGUAGUACUAUUUCUGGGUUAUGUAAAAGCAUGUAGCCUCGAGUUUGUAAAAUGAAUAUUGUUGACAUAAUUUUACAAAUGAAUCUACGCAAAUGAGUAGCUAUGACAGAGUAGCAUAAAUAAAAGAUUUGACUGCAUAAAACUUAUUUUGCAGCUGGUGAGUUUCUUUAAGGACGUUUGUACUGAUCUACUGACCAAACACUAAUUUGCUGGAAAUAAUAGCAACUUAGCAUCCUAACAUGGUUUGCUUAUUAGACUAUUGCUCAUUAUAAAAUCAGCAUUUAUUGCCCAAAAAAGGAAACCCAUUGUCAAUCCAGGACUUGGAACAAACCCAUCAGUUCACCUUCAUUAAUUUUUGUAAGUUGAGUCCAUUACCUUCACUGAACAGCCUGGGAACCAGCAAGUCUCUGAAAGAAAAGGAGAGAACCGCUUUCUAGGAUAUUUACAUGGGCAUCUAUUUUUAACCAUCUACUGAAGAAAGGUGCCCUUACUCAUUGUUCGACAGGCUGCUGAGCAGCUCUCAGGCGAUUGUUUAUUGUCAGGCACUCACCUUUAAGCCAAAGAUGGUUGAAAAUGCCAGCUGGGAAAUUACCAUUGAUGAAUGGGAAUACUAACAAACAGCUUUCUUCAG
Molecule: messenger RNA, 6290 nt
Organism: Labeo rohita (rohu)
Lineage: Eukaryota; Metazoa; Chordata; Actinopteri; Cypriniformes; Cyprinidae
Product: kelch-like protein 34
Exons: 1
Coding region: 2992-4755 (587 amino acids)
Molecular function (GO): protein binding
Source: RefSeq, a predicted model, not a curated record